GCCCCGGACACCAUUACAGUACGCACUCCGGCUGACGCGCCCCGCACUCACAAAGCUCAAGCCUUUCGCUCGCUCGCUCGCUCGCGGCUACAUCUACAAUGGCGCGAUUCCAGCUCGCGGCCCUGGCCAUGGCCAUGCUCUUCGCCGCGGCGGCGGCGCAGGCCCCGGCCGCCACCCCGACGCCGGCGCCCAGGGCGUCCCCCCCGCCGGCGACUCCUCCGCCGACCCCGGCGCCGGUGUCUCCGCCCGCGCAGGCCCCCGCCGUUCCUCCCCCGGCCCCGGCGCCCGCGACUCCGGCCCCCGCCCCCGAGGCCGCCGCCCCGGCGCCGGCUGAGGCCCCCACCCCCGCGGCGAGCUCCCCGCCGGCGCCCGCCCCCAUGGGCCCCUCCCCGUCGCCCACCAGCGACGUGCCCCCGGCCCCCAGCGCCGCCGCCGGCGUCUCCCCCGCCGCCAAGUGGGCCGCCGCCGCCGCCGUGGCCGCCGUGGCCGCCGCCUUCUACUGAGGAGUACCCCCGCACCGCCCCCGCGGUGCUGUAAUCUAUUGCUAUCCGUGUUGAAUUUUUUGCUUUCAUAUUCCAUUCGGCAUUCGAUUCGGUAGGAGAGACUCCUGGCAUCUGUGCGCGUUGCUGCUACUGCAGUCUGUGUAGGAUCGUGGCUUGGACAUAUUGGUUGGUUGGCUGCCCCCGGUGGUGUUGUGAUCCCCCAUUUGUAUAAUCCCCUGUUAAUUUAUCUUCACCUCCUCUUCAACCUUCA
Panicum virgatum (switchgrass) is the source of this 753-nucleotide messenger RNA. RefSeq names its product arabinogalactan protein 1-like. Bases 99 to 503 code for a protein of 134 amino acids. The record is from RefSeq and is a predicted model, not a curated record. The transcript has a single exon. Lineage: Eukaryota; Viridiplantae; Streptophyta; Magnoliopsida; Poales; Poaceae.